Sebastes umbrosus (honeycomb rockfish) is the source of this 1056-nucleotide messenger RNA. Its product is annotated as CD209 antigen-like protein E. The record is from RefSeq and is a predicted model, not a curated record. Gene Ontology annotation, molecular function: fucose binding; D-mannose binding. The coding region runs from base 47 to 970 and encodes 307 amino acids. The transcript has 6 exons. Gene Ontology annotation, biological process: biological process involved in interspecies interaction between organisms. Lineage: Eukaryota; Metazoa; Chordata; Actinopteri; Perciformes; Sebastidae. Gene Ontology annotation, cellular component: external side of plasma membrane.
UAAGCAGGAGACAAACAGAUCAAUAGGCACCACUUGCACCAGUAUAAUGGAGAACUCACAGUCAGAACCAGGAAAGGAAAUGUCGUUUGAACAAAAUAUUUCUCAAGAUUUCACCACAGAUGGGCAUUUGGGCUCUCACCAACAAACAUUUGGACAAGAGAGAGGUGGAUCUGUGUUUCCACACUACCGACUGGUUAUACUUAGUCUGGGCCUGCUGAAUGCUGUUCUACUGAUAGCUGCUGUGGUCAUUGGGAUUUACUGUGCCAAAGGCCUUCAGGUUCCUCAUUCAGCUGCGACGCCCCUCAUCAUUGAAAUGAACUUUCUCCGCAACAACCACAGUGAUAUCAUCAGAGCUAAAUUGGAGGCCCAGGCAGAAAUAGCGAGACAGCGCAGCAGCCAUCAGCAACUAAAGCUGCAAAUGAAGCAGACGAUAACCCUCACUGACAGCCUUCAGAGACAGAUUGAAACCCUGUAUACAGAGAAGAUAAAUUUGCAGUCUAAUAAAACUACCUUAGAGGAAUCCUGUGGCAGAUGCCGACAAGGAUGGCAUCUUCUUAACUCAUCCUGCUACUAUUUUUCUCACCAUGAUGUGCCCGACUCCAAAAAGAACUGGCCGGAUAGCAGAGCAAACUGUAUUAGUCAAGGGGGCGACCUACUUGUGAUCAAUAACUCGGAGGAGCAGCAACUCAUGAUUGACAACCUUCCAAGUCUGACAUACAGUGUUGCAUGGAUGCAGAAAGGAUUCUGGAUGGGCCUCACUGAUGUAGUGACAGCGGGAACGUGGGUCUGGGUUAACAAUGUGACUGAGGUGAAAACAGAGUACUGGGUAAAUGGACAGCCUACCCAUGUUGGACCUCAGAGUGGGAACUGUGCUGCUUUUAAUCGCUACGUUAAUACCAUUGGGGCAUGGUAUAAUGGAAACUGCCGUGACCAUCUACUAUACUGGAUAUGUGAGAUGAAGCCAAGCUAAACAUUCAAUCAAUAUAACUGGACAAAUCAUUUGUGUCUAUAUGAAAAAUCUUUCAAAUAAACAAACUGCAGCUUGAUACAAUAGCA